Penicillium argentinense is the source of this 1110-nucleotide messenger RNA. Its product is annotated as acyl-CoA thioesterase. The coding region runs from base 1 to 1110 and encodes 369 amino acids. Gene Ontology annotation, molecular function: fatty acyl-CoA hydrolase activity. The record is from RefSeq and is a predicted model, not a curated record. The transcript is spliced from 2 exons. Gene Ontology annotation, cellular component: peroxisomal matrix. Gene Ontology annotation, biological process: acyl-CoA metabolic process; fatty acid catabolic process. NCBI's taxonomy places the organism in Eukaryota, Fungi, Ascomycota, Eurotiomycetes, Eurotiales, Aspergillaceae.
AUGUCAUCCCCGCGCGAACCGUCAGACCUUGAUCCGGAUGAGCUAACUUCCCCGCUGUCAUUCGUGGAGUUGAUGGGCUUGGAACGACUGGAGGACGCGACGGAGUCCCACGCGAGUACUCUUGAGCCAGAAAAAUUUGAGAGGUUCCGCUCGUUAGCAGCCCCUUUUCCUCCGGGCGAGGGAACGCGUUCAUUCGGAGGACAUGUGUAUGCCCAGUCCGCAUACGCGGCUUCGAAGACUGUUGGGAAAGGCUUUGUGAUUCAUGAUAUGACCGGUACUUUUAUACUGGCUGGCCGGCUUGAUAUCCCGUAUAUAUACACUGUCCGGCAUGUUCGAGAUGGCUUCGUGUACUGUACAAGGACAGUUGAUGCCCGGCAGGAUGGUAAAAUCAUGUUCUCUUGCCUCUGCUCGUUUAAGCGCGAUGAGAAUCAGCGAACAUUUCAUCAUCAACCUCUCCCUGUCCAGGAGAGGUUUCAAUCGGUGCUGGCGGGGAAACGACCUGAGGAUCAGCCCGUCAGCCCUAGUGUUGAUGCGGACUGGUGGAUUGACACUGUCCAACAAGGGAAUAUCGUUGAGCGCGAGUUUCCCGGUCUUGAUGUUCGGAAAAUAGACAUGAAGGACUAUAACAAGACUCGGUCUAUCCAAGAGCGACCCGAGAGCUAUCGUCAGUUGACCCAGUACCGUUUGAAGGGACUACCGGAAGAAGACCCGAAAGCAACACUCGCUCAGAUUAAAGAGAGGCACCUGACCGGGGAGUAUGAUAAUCUAUAUGCUUGUGCGCAUAUGUACUCCAGUGAUAAGAACUCUCUCCUUUUGAUCCCACGUUCACUUGGUAUCAAGCACUGGGCAGAAAUGGCGAGCCUUACCUUGACGGUCAUCAUUCACCAGCAUAGCGAGGCAUUGAGAAUGAUUGAUUGGGAUGAGACAUCUAGCCAGGACUCCAGCCCCUCUAUGAGAUGGUUUAUACAGGAGGGUUGGACACCCCAAUCGGCAGAGAACAGAGCUGUGCAUGAAAGUCAUCUUUGGGCUCCAGACGGCACGCUGAUUGCGACUUCAAUACAGGACAGCAUGCUCCGGCUGCGAAAACUUGGUCGCUCCGGGAAUUUGUGA